AUGAAUCCAGCUCAGCCCCAAUGCCCGCCUUGCCCCGAAGCGCCCGAUUCUAGGGACUCUUCUCCAGUGCCUGAGAUUGAUGGGCCUGAAGACAAUUACGCACCCUUGCAAAUGUCAUCUGCUGAGACCCCCCACACGGAGACCGUCUCUCCUCUUCCUUCCUGCAUGGAUCUACUUGUUCCAGGACGUAUUCUUACCAGCCCCAGAGUGCCCACUUCUGCAGAGGAGAUCACCGCGAAGAAGGACGAUCCAGCUCAGGGCAAGAAACAGAAGAUCAGAACCGUCUUCUCUCAGACCCAGCUAUAUGUACUCAAUGAUAGAUUUCAGAGACAGAAAUACCUCAGUCUCCAGCAGAUGCAAGAACUUUCCAACAUUCUGAACCUUAGCUAUAAGCAGGUUAAGACCUGGUUCCAGAACCAGAGAAUGAAAUGUAAGAGGUGGCAAAAAAACAACUGGCCAAAGAAUAACAACACUGUGACUCAGCUUCCAUUUCCCUUUCGGUUUGGACCUGAAAGGAAGGAGCGCACCGGGUCGGUUUGCCUGGGUCGUCUGAAUUUCACAGCCUAG
Molecule: messenger RNA, 567 nt
Organism: Puma concolor (puma)
Lineage: Eukaryota; Metazoa; Chordata; Mammalia; Carnivora; Felidae
Source: RefSeq, a predicted model, not a curated record